Molecule: messenger RNA, 1329 nt
Organism: Lottia gigantea (owl limpet)
Lineage: Eukaryota; Metazoa; Mollusca; Gastropoda; Lottiidae
Exons: 2
Coding region: 1-1329 (442 amino acids)
Biological process (GO): neuropeptide signaling pathway
Cellular component (GO): membrane
Molecular function (GO): neuropeptide receptor activity
Source: RefSeq, a predicted model, not a curated record
AUGGAUUUCUUGUGGAUUAUAAAAACGUGUGGAAAUGGUUUAAAGGAAUUAACUGAAGUUACACAGUUGGAAGAAGAAAUCAUGGGUGUAAUGGAACCGGACGCUGGGAGUAAUCAGACAUCUAUGAUUAUACUAAUUGUUAUACUUUCUGUCUUUGCUUUACUUGGAAUAAUCGGAAAUGGUUUAUCUACGUUUGUGUUUUAUAGAAUACGUGAUAAAACGUCGGCUCAGAUUUUUAUAUUGACUUUGUCAGUAAUUGACUUGUUUACAUGUUCCAUCAUAAUCCCAUUUACUAUCGUGGUGGAAUAUCUCCACUAUAAAGUCAAUUAUGAUAUCGUAUGUAAACUAUAUCAUUUCCUAAUUACGUCGAAAGUGCCUCUGUCUGCGUUCAUGAUGGUAGCUAUAGCCAUUGACAGAUAUCUUUGUAUUUGUCAUUCACUGAAGAGAAUAGUCAAUCCAUUCAGAACUAAAGUUGUAAUAGCGUGUUUAGUGAUAUUUGCGUGUGCUCUGGGUAUAGCCACCAGUAUAGGAUAUGGUGUCUAUUACAAAUAUACCCCCUCUAAGGAACAACCCGACUUUAACGAAACAGAUACCGAAUCGUUACUGAAACUAAUGGAGGAAGCACGAGGGGUCGAGAAUCAAGAAAAAUUAAUUGAAAUGUUGAGCUUUAAUUUCACGGACUUCGACUUAUCUCUGGAAUUACCGAGAGAAUCUCUUGAUAGUGGUCCGAUUGUUAUUCAUACAGGGAUAUGUGCACCGUAUAUUUACGGUUUUUAUUUAAACAAGAAUUACGUGAUGACUUAUCAAAUGAUUUAUUCCUUGUUAUUUGUCGUGUGUUUAGUCGUGGUCGGUGUCUUGUAUUCCUUAAUUUAUCAUUUUAUUAAGAGCAGACGUACAAAGAAAUUACAACAAAAACUUGUCAUGUGCACGUAUACUAAUGAUAAGAAGGGCGAAGAUCCUACAAAAACUAAACUUUUAGAAGUCAAUCCGAAUUUACCAGUAAAAGAGCAUAGCGAUACCAAUGUUGAGGAGGGCACUAUUAAACAUUCUCAAUCCAAGAAACAUUCUCGUGUGCACGACGAGGCUGAAAAAUUGCGCGAAGAGGCACGUGCAGCUAAUAUAAAGACGGCUGUUAUGUUGUUUAUCGUAAGCGUUGUGUACAUUUUAGCCUUUACCCCAGCAUGGUUAAUGGCCCACCAAAUCGUUCCUAAGCAAAAGGUUGUGUUUUAUAUGUACUUCUGUUACAACGUGGCCAAUCCACUUAUAUACGCUUUCAUGAAUCAGACGUUUAAGGAUCAUUUACGAAAAUUAGUUAGUUGCUGUCGAUAA